UCGUAUCUUUACUGAGCUGCGGAUUACAUGAAUUGAAAUUUUUUACUGCUAGUUUUUAGAGUUCAUUGUAUCUAUUUUUUUACAAUUUUUAUACAUUUUGUACGUGUGUUAAGUGACAUUGUAUAACUGGAAAAAAUGGCUACAAUUGUGCUCAAUGUGAAUGAAAUUAAAUCGAAAGCUUUAGAUGCUUUUGUGAAUAAAUUUGGAGAGAAUGCGAAUAUUUGUGUAUGCGCACCCGGUCGCGUGAAUUUAAUCGGGGAGCAUACUGAUUACAACGAAGGUUUCGUUUUACCGAUGGCAUUACCUAUGAUUACACUCAUUGUUGGAAAGCGUAAUAAUUUGGAAAAAUGUAAUAUUGUAUCUCUCAGUGAGGUAGUUAAUUCUGAAAAUUAUGUUGAAUUUGAAGUUAGCUCUCGUAAGAAUAUAAAACCAGGAGAACCAAAAUGGGCUAAUUAUGUUAAAGGAUGUAUCGCAAAUUUUACUUGUGAUGUGCCAUCUUUUAAUGCUGUGAUUGUAUCCUCUGUACCAGUUGGUGCUGGUUUAAGUAGUUCAGCUGCAUUAGAAGUUGCUACUUACACAUUUUUGGAAGCGUUAACUGGUGUAAAAUCAGAAAAACCAGAGGAUAAAGCUUUAGCAUGUCAACGUGCUGAACAUGAUUUUGCUGGAGUUCCAUGUGGUAUUAUGGAUCAAUUUAUUUCUGUAAUGGGCAAAGAAGGCCAUGCUCUUCUUCUCGAUUGCAGAGAUCUUAGUAUUAAACAAAUACCUAUAUCACAAAUAAACGAUUAUGUUUUUUUAAUUACUAAUUCUAAUGCUCCUCACAAAUUAAGUUCAAGUGCAUAUUGUAAACGUAGAGACUGUUGCUAUGAAGCUGCAAAAAGAUUAAAUAAAGGAAGUUUACGUGAAGUAUCUAUGAGUGAUAUUCAAGUUUUAAAAUCACAAAAUGUACCUGAAGAAAUGAUAAAACGAACUCGUCAUGUAAUCACAGAAAUUCAAAGAACAAUCGAAGCUGUAGAUGCUCUUCAAAAAGGAGAUUUUAAUAAAUUUGGACAGUUAAUGAACGAAAGUCACGAUUCUUUGAAAAAUGAUUAUGAAGUUUCUUCUAUUGAGUUAGAUACUUUGGUAGCAGCAGCAAGAGAGAUAAAUGGUGUCUUAGGAAGUCGUUUAACUGGUGCUGGUUUUGGAGGAUGUACAGUAACCUUAUUGAAAAAAGAUGUAAUUGAUGAAACAAUUAAUCACAUAAAAGCCAAGUAUUCUGGAAAUGCAACAUUUUAUAUAGCAACUCCUGCAAUGGGUGCAAGAAUUUUGGAUAUAAAUUAAGUAAUGUAAUAACGGAAAGUAAAUUAUCUAAUUUUAAUCAUAUUAUUAAAAUAAUUAAACAAAAUUUAUAAUUUACUUUCAUAGCUAUAUUAAAGAAAUUUGUUUAAUUUUUUAAAAAUGUUAUAUUGUUAGAGAAAUAUAUAUAUCUAUUAGUAACAUUUCAUUGAAAUUUUAAUUUUUAUGAUAUAUAUAUAUAUAUAUCUGAGACUUAAAAUAACGAGCUUGAAAUAUUUAGAGAAAGAGUUUAAAGCUAAGACUUUUUGAAAUACUAUGAAAUAUGCGUAUUAAAUAUAAUAAGAUGUUAUUUUUAAAUAGCACAUACAAUAAUACGUUUGUAUAAAAAGUCAUGUAAAAUACUAUUGACAGUGUACAUGGAUUGAUGUCAAUAUAUUCAUUUAUCUUUUUAUAUACA
Molecule: messenger RNA, 1729 nt
Organism: Frieseomelitta varia
Lineage: Eukaryota; Metazoa; Arthropoda; Insecta; Hymenoptera; Apidae
Product: galactokinase-like
Exons: 6
Coding region: 136-1317 (393 amino acids)
Biological process (GO): carbohydrate phosphorylation; galactose metabolic process
Cellular component (GO): cytosol; cytoplasm
Molecular function (GO): galactokinase activity; ATP binding
Source: RefSeq, a predicted model, not a curated record